UUUUAAAAUGUCCAUUCCCUGCACAUGUCAACCUGUAUUAUCCUCUUAAAAUAAUAUUCUUACCUAGACAAAAACAACAAUUUCAAACAUGGAAACUUCGUAGAAAACAAAACCAACACAAACCCAAUUGCACCUUAUUAAAAUCACCUUCAAAACCUGCUUUUCCUUAAACAAAGAAAAUUAUCAAAAGAGCAACUAACCAUUAUAAUAAGUAUCCAUAAUCAACAACACCACCAUUCAUUUCAAACAACAAUGCUUUCCAUUCAGUGUCGCCGCCGGCACAAGUCCGACAUGGCUUACCUCACCGCCCUCAUCGGCAUUCUUCUCCUCUUCCCGGCAGCAACCUCCCAAGCUCAAAACCUCAAAAAAGAAACUCACUCUUUUGGAUUCUUCAACGCCACCAAUGAACACUAUUUUCAAACUUUAUCCACCGCAACCAUCCAUUUCAACGCCCUUCAGGUCACCCCGGACAGCGCUGGAAGUUCAAACAUCGUUCCCCUUUUCAACAACUCCGGCAGAGUCUUUUACAAAGAACCCUUUAAACUCUGGGAUGGCUCUUCCUCCACCGGAAAACUUGUCUCCUUCAAUACUUCAUUUCUCAUCAACAUCUAUCGCUACAACAACGGUACUCCUGGCGAAGGUAUCGCUUUCAUCAUCGCACCUUCUCUCUCCAUUCCUCUCAACAGCUCCGGUGGUUACCUAGGGUUAACAAACGCCACCACAGACGGAAACGUCAACAACCGUUUUGUCGCUGUUGAACUUGACACGGUUAAACAAGACUUUGAUGAUGACAAAAACCACAUAGGACUUGACAUAAAUAGCGUCCGUUCCAACGUUAGUGUUCCUCUUGAUUUGGAACUCUCUCCGAUCGGAACUAGAUUCCAUGUUUUAUGGGUUGAAUACGACGGUGACCGGAAAAAUCUUAGUAUCUACAUGGCGGAACAACCUUCACAAGAUUUACCUAUAGUGAAAAAACCGGCUAAACCGAUUAUAAGUUCUGUUCUUGAUCUAAGACAAGUGGUGAGUCAAAAUUCUUAUUUUGGAUUUUCUGCUUCAACGGGUAUCACUGUUGAGUUAAACUGUGUACUUAGAUGGAAUAUUUCAAUGGAAGUGUUUGAUAAUAAUAAAAAUGAAAAAAAUUUGAGUAUUGGUUUAGGUGUUGGGAUUCCAGUAUUGGUUUUGAUUUUAGCUGGUGGUGGAUUUUGGUAUUAUUAUUUAUGUAAGAAGAAGAAGAGUGAUGAACAUGGUUCAACUUCUCAAAUAAUGGGUACAUUGAAGAGUUUACCAGGUACACCAAGAGAGUUUAGUUUUCAAGAAUUGAAGAAAGCUACAAAUAAUUUUGAUGAAAAGCAUAAACUUGGACAAGGUGGAUAUGGUGUUGUUUAUAGAGGAACUUUACCUAAGGAGAAAUUAGAAGUUGCUGUUAAGAUGUUUUCUAGAGAUAAGAUGAAAAGUACUGAUGAUUUCUUGGCUGAACUUACUAUUAUCAAUCGUCUUCGUCAUAAACAUCUUGUUAAGUUACAAGGAUGGUGCCACAAAAAUGGAGUAUUGCUCUUAGUAUACGACUACAUGCCUAACGGAAGCUUAGACAACCACAUAUUUUGCGAGGAAGGAACAAGCACAACCCCACUAAGUUGGAAUCUAAGGUAUAAAAUCCUCUCAGGAGUCGCUUCUGCAUUGAAUUACCUACACAACGAGUACGAUCAAACUGUAGUCCACAGAGACCUGAAAGCAAGCAACAUAAUGCUAGACGUUGAUUUCAAUGCACGUUUAGGUGAUUUCGGCUUAGCACGUGCACUAGAGAAUGAAAAAACAUCGUAUGCAGAAUUAGAAGGAGUACAAGGUACAAUGGGAUACAUAGCACCGGAAUGUUUCCACACAGGAAAAGCUUCAAGAGAAUCAGAUGUAUAUGGACUUGGUGCUGUGUUUCUUGAAACAGUUUGUGGUCAAAGACCUUGGACUAAAAUUGAAGGGUACCAAUUUUUGGUUGAUUGGGUUUGGUAUUUACAUCGUGAAGGAAGGAUUUUAGAAGCAGUUGAUCAAAGUGUUGGGAAUGAGUAUGAUGUUGAAGAGGUAGAGAGGGUAUUGAAAUUGGGAUUGGCUUGUUCUCAUCCUAUUGCUAGUGAAAGACCAAAUUUGCAAAUGAUUGUUCAGAUUUUAUCUGGGUCUGUUAAUGUGCCUCAUGUUCCACCUUUUAAACCUUCUUUUAUGUGGCCAGCUGUGGAUUUAGCUAGUCUUGCAAGUACUGAUUUUACAACAACAAAUACUAGUGAGUACACACCAAUCAAUACUAGUAACUCACAAUCUUCUAUGCAUGUUGGAUUCUCAGAUAACAGUUCUUUGGUCUAAGACUGAGACUAAUCUUUUUUUUUUUUUUUUUUUUUUGUAUUUUCUGUGUGUAUGUUGAGAAACAGGAAGAAAAUUUGUUCAGACUUUUCAUUUUUAUUUUACUUUUAUAUUUUUAUUUCACUUGAUUUUUAACUGUA
This is a messenger RNA of Medicago truncatula (barrel medic), 2486 nucleotides long. RefSeq names its product probable L-type lectin-domain containing receptor kinase S.5. The record is from RefSeq and is a predicted model, not a curated record. Gene Ontology annotation, biological process: protein phosphorylation. Lineage: Eukaryota; Viridiplantae; Streptophyta; Magnoliopsida; Fabales; Fabaceae. The transcript has 2 exons. Bases 253 to 2349 code for a protein of 698 amino acids. Gene Ontology annotation, molecular function: protein serine/threonine kinase activity; carbohydrate binding; ATP binding.